Molecule: messenger RNA, 1620 nt
Organism: Yarrowia lipolytica CLIB122
Lineage: Eukaryota; Fungi; Ascomycota; Dipodascomycetes; Dipodascales
Biological process (GO): protein N-linked glycosylation
Cellular component (GO): Golgi apparatus
Molecular function (GO): hydrolase activity
Source: RefSeq, a predicted model, not a curated record
AUGCCGUCCUACUUCAAAUUCAGCGAUUUGGAGCAAAACAACAACAAACGGGACGACGACUUCAAACCCCGUAAAGACGCCAUGUCUUCGCCUCUCUCCAUGUUCAACCAGGUGCCCACCCGAAUUCUCAGACUCGUGGGUCUGUCCGUGUGCGCUCUGGUGUUUGUCUUCCUGUUUCUGAGAAACACCGAUAGCAACACAGUGGUGGUCAACGACACCACCAAGGCCGCCGCUUCCGGAAAUGUCAAGUCCGCGCCCGAGGCCACCCCCCAGGACCCCCUCACGUGCACAAAGUCCUUCGACGGCGUCACCCCCAUCACCCAGUACGUCGUCAUGAUCGAUGCCGGCUCGUCGGGCUCGCGAAUCCACGUCUACAAGUUCAACAACUGUCAGUCCACCCCCCGACUGCUCGACGAGCACUUUGUCAUGGACAAGCCCGGUCUGUCUGCCUUCACCGACCCCGAGGAGGCCGCCCAGUCCCUCGACAAGUACCUUGACAGCGCUCUCGAGUACAUCCCCGAGGAGUACCACUCGUGCUCUCCUCUGCAGGUCAAGGCCACCGCUGGUCUGCGAAUGGUCGGCGAGCAAAAGUCCAAGGAGAUCCUGCAGGCCGUCCGGGACCGAAUCCAGGCCAAGUACCCCUUCCCCAUUGCUGGAGACGACGGUGUGGGCAUGAUGUCCGACUCUGACGAGGGAGUCUACGCCUGGAUCACCAUCAACUACCUGCUGGGAAAGAUUGGUUCGCCCGAGAAGAAGCCCACCGUUGCUGCCUUUGAUCUUGGAGGAGGCUCCACCCAGAUUGUGUUUGAGCCCGAGCUCAAGGGAGACAAGAAGCCCACCGCUAAGCAGAUCCAGUCGGCCAUGCAGCCCGGAGACCACGUCUACGACCUCAAGUUUGGCGAUCUGUCUUACUCGCUUUACCAGAAAUCGCAUCUUGGAUACGGCCUCAAUGCUGCCAAGGACCAGAUGUACAAGCAGGUUGUCAUGAACCACAUCAACUCUGAUGACAGCGUUGUUGAGGACGGUGCCACUCUUGUCAACCCUUGUGUGCCCAGCGGUCUGGAGAUCAAAAACGUCAAGGUCAAAAUCAACGCCGAGAAGACCUACACAGUCAACUUCCGAGGCCCCUCCAAGCCCCAGACCUCUGCUCAGUGCAGAAAGAUCGCCGAAGACAUUCUUCACAAGGAUCAUGAGUGUACCGUCGAGCCCUGUGCAUUCAACGGUGUCUACAUGCCUUCUCUGGCUGAGACCUUUCUCCGAGAGUACAAGCUGUACAUCAUCUCCUUCUUCUACGACCGAACCGCUCCCCUCGGUAUGCCCUCCGACUUUUCUGUUGAGGAGCUGCAGGAUCUGACCCAGCGUGUGUGCCAGGGCGAGUACGACGGCUUCAAGGCCAUCCCCGGCGCCAUCAGUGAGCUCAAGGAGAACCCCGCCUGGUGCAUGGAGUUGACAUACAUGGUGUCUCUGCUGCACCAGGGUUACGAGAUCCCUGUGGGCCGAGAGGUGACCAUCGCCAAGAAAAUUAAGGAUUACGAGCUGGGAUGGUGCCUGGGUGCUUCUCUUCCUCUGCUCCACAAGAAUGGUAAGGAUGGAUGGACUUGCAAGCUCAAGAAGCAGUAA